This is a messenger RNA of Labeo rohita (rohu), 2794 nucleotides long. Its product is annotated as cytochrome P450 11B, mitochondrial. The coding region runs from base 437 to 2542 and encodes 701 amino acids. The transcript has 14 exons. Lineage: Eukaryota; Metazoa; Chordata; Actinopteri; Cypriniformes; Cyprinidae. The record is from RefSeq and is a predicted model, not a curated record. Gene Ontology annotation, biological process: C21-steroid hormone biosynthetic process; neurotransmitter transport; cholesterol metabolic process. Gene Ontology annotation, molecular function: monooxygenase activity; heme binding; oxidoreductase activity, acting on paired donors, with incorporation or reduction of molecular oxygen. Gene Ontology annotation, cellular component: mitochondrial inner membrane.
AGUGUAGUAAUCUGGACCUGCACACACACGACCCGAGAUCUGCACAGAACCACACUCCAGUGCAGCAGAUCAGUCCAGAAGAACAGGAAUAUUCAGACUGUGCCAAUUUCUUUGAGGAAGAACAGCAAAUGUGGAGUUUUAUCAGCCCUGACUGAACAGAGUGACACAGAUGGCUGCUAUCGGAUAGAGACGAGGAACACCUGUCUGUCUGUCUGUCUGUCUGUCUGUGUGUCUGUGUGUCUGUGUGUCUGUGUGCAUGUAGACAGGAUCAGCUGCAGUCUGCUUUGCUGAACAACAGAAUCUAUCUCUCCAUCUGUCCCGUGUGUGUGAGUAAAGCACCAUCUGAUCCAGAACGCCGAUCAUGAUCCGUCCGGAGCGCUUCCACACACACAGAUAGCGCUGCUAUAGAUCUGAUCGUGCGGACAAUCACAGCAUCAUGGAGUCGGCGGUGAAGAACUCUCUGCUGGCCCCAAUAAAGACGCUCAAGUUCUGCGUGAGCGGAGAGAAGCAGCCGUCCGGCUGGACCAAACACGGCUCCAAACGUCACGGGUCAAAGGGCAAGACCUGCGCUCCCGAUCCGCGUCUGCUGCGAUCCUAUCAGGCCGACCUGGAGAGAGAGAGGAAGCUACGUGAGGCGAUGAACGCUCAGAAGAACGCAGAGAGAGCUGCGAUGAGAGCACAUUUCAGGAGGAAAUACCAGCUGACCAAGAAUGCCAAGGACGCGGAGCAGCUACGUGCCGCGGGGAGGAAAGUGUGUCUCCCCCGAGAUCUGGCGAAGAUGGUUGGUCCCGAAGCCCCUGCUAAAGACGACAGCUUCGGUCUGAUCGACGCCUUCCAGAGCCUCGGCGCCGGGAUCUUCACGAGAAAACAGAGCAAAACGCCCACGUCACGCGCCGACACGGAGCCCUGCAGGGUCAUCAAGGGCAGGAGGACAGAGAGACAGGAAGCGCUGCUGUGUAGUAGCAGCAUGAUCUCCUCAUGCGUGCGUCCGCCAGGGUUCUCCACGGCCGUCCGGUCGCUGUGUGUCCACGCGUGCGGCCGUGAGGAUGCGGGGACGGAGCGAGCGCUGCCGAGGAGAACCGGAGGAGUGCGAGACUUCCAGGAGAUUCCUCACACCGGCAGCAACGGCUGGAUCAACCUGCUGCGCUUCUGGAAGGACGGGAGAUUCAGCCUCCUUCACAAGCACAUGGAGAACACCUUCAGACGACUCGGACCCAUCUACAGAGAACAUCUGGGCUCUCAGAGCAGCGUCAACAUCAUGCUGCCGACGGACAUCGGGGAGUUGUUCCGAUCCGAGGGUCUCCAUCCGCGCCGCAUGACGCUGCAGCCCUGGGCCACACACCGAGAGACACGCAGACACAGCAAGGGCGUCUUCCUCAAGAACGGGACGGAGUGGCGCGCCGACAGGCUGCUGUUGAACCGGGAGGUGAUGGUGGCGUCAGCCGUACGCCGCUUCCUUCCGCUGCUGGACGACGUCGCGCAGGAUUUCUGCCGUUCGCUGCGACACCGGGUGGAGACGGAGGGCGUGGGGGAGACGGGUCAGCGCAGAAUGACCCUUGACCCCAGUCCUGACCUCUUCCGCUUUGCUCUGGAAGCGAGCUGCCACGUUCUGUACGGCGAGCGGAUCGGUCUGUUCUCGUCGUCUCCGUCUGAAGAGUCAGAGCGCUUCAUCUGGGCCGUCGAGCGCAUGUUAGCCACGACACCGCCGCUGCUCUACCUGCCGCCGCGACUGCUGCUGCGCCUGCGCGCCCCCCUCUGGACGCAGCACGCCACUGCGUGGGACCACAUCUUCAGCCACGCGGAGGCGCGUAUUCAGCGCGGGUACCAGCGAAUGCAGAUGGCGGUGGGCGGAGCCUCUGAUGGGCGGUUCCUGGGUGUGCUGGGUCAGCUGAUGGAGGCGGGACAGUUAUCGUUAGAGCUGAUCAAAGCCAACAUCACCGAACUGAUGGCCGGCGGAGUCGAUACGACGGCCGUCCCGCUGCAGUUCGCUCUCUUCGAGUUGGGCCGGAACCCUGACGUGCAGGAGCGGGUGCGAGCGCAGGUGCUGUCGUCGUGGGAACAGGCGUCAGGAAACCCCCACAAGGCCCUGCAGGGGGCGCCGCUGCUGAAGGGAACCAUCAAGGAGACGCUGAGGCUGUAUCCUGUAGGAAUCACCGUCCAGCGCUAUCCGGUCAGAGACAUCGUCCUGCAGAACUACCACGUUCCGGCCGGGACGCUGGUGCAGGUGUGUCUGUAUCCUCUGGGUCGCAGUCCUGAGGUGUUUGAUCGUCCAGAGCGUUUCGAUCCGAGCCGCUGGGCCGGAUCGAAACCGGAUGAGAACGCGGGUUCAGGAGGAAGCUUUCGCUCGCUGGCGUUCGGCUUCGGCUCCAGACAGUGCGUCGGCCGGAGAAUCGCAGAGAACGAGAUGCAGCUGCUGUUGAUGCACAUUCUGAGGAACUUCAAACUGACGGUUUCAUCCACAGAAGAGCUGAACACCAAAUACACUCUCAUUCUGCAGCCCGAAUCUCCACCCAGAAUCACCUUCACCACACGCUCACUAUAAAUCACCGUUAUUAUGAUUAUUUAUGGAAUAUUGCAGUGUUAAUUAUCAAUGAUUUAUCUGUGCUCGUCAUUAUUUUUAGGCAGGGAGCCCAAUAGUGUAAGAAAAUGACAAAUUGUCGCCUUGGAAUUAUAAGGCUCUAUCUGACGUUUUUGCCAAAAUUGAGUUAUUCCCAUUCUUAUUCUGUGACAACUUAUUUACAUUACAUGUUUCUUUAGUAUACUGUGUACAUUUUGGCUUUUUUUUUUUUUUUUU